Messenger RNA from Vicia villosa (hairy vetch), 2187 nucleotides. Its product is annotated as protein FAR1-RELATED SEQUENCE 5-like. The record is from RefSeq and is a predicted model, not a curated record. The coding region runs from base 1 to 2187 and encodes 728 amino acids. NCBI's taxonomy places the organism in Eukaryota, Viridiplantae, Streptophyta, Magnoliopsida, Fabales, Fabaceae. Gene Ontology annotation, molecular function: zinc ion binding. Gene Ontology annotation, biological process: regulation of DNA-templated transcription. The transcript has 4 exons.
AUGAAGCAGUUUGUAUGCAAUAAACGCGGUCUAAGAGAUACAAAACACUUAAGGAGGCUUGAUAGAAAAAGAGAACACAGACCUACGACCCGCACUAAUUGUCCUGCUAGGCUUCGUGUGCAUUACAACCCCCAGAAGGAUAGUUAUGUAGUGUCAUGUUUUGAAGAGGCUCACAACCAUGAAUUAACACCAUCUAGGUUUGUCCACUUACACCCCAUUUAUCGUGAGAUUACUGUAGCAGAUAGAGCUCAGAUUGACGGUCUACAGUCAAAUGGAAUUAGAACUUGUCAUAUAAUGGGGUACAUGGUUGCUCAGAAGGGUGGACACGAUCGUGUUGGGUUUACAAAGAAGGAUCUGUACAAUUAUUUUGAUAGUAAAAUGCGUGCUAAUAUUAAAGAUGGUGACGUUGCCGCUGCUAUAAAUUAUCUAACUGUGAAGUCAUCUACUGAUCCCAUGUUAUAUGGUAAAUAUGCCGUAGGCAUGGAUGGACGAAUGAAGUCUCUUUUUUGGGCUGAUAGAAGCAGUAGAUCUGACUAUUUUUGUUUUGGCGAUGUGAUUGCGUUCGACACGACUUACAAGAAGAACAAAUACAACUACCCAUUGGUUAUAUUUUCAGGGUGUAACCACCACUCUCAGACAGUUAUUUUUGGUGUUGCGUUGGUGUCAGAUGAAACGACAGAGACGUAUAAGUGGUUGUUGGAGUGUUUUUUAGAGUGCAUGGAAAAUAAAUACCCAGAAGCAGUUGUAACAGACGGAGAUGGGGCGAUGAGGGAAUCUAUAAAACAGGUGUUUCCGGAUGCGACACAUCGUUUAUGCGCUUGGCAUUUGAACAAGAAUGCGUCUGAGAAUGAUCAAUUUGAAGAGUUUUGGUCAAAAACAAUUAAAGAAAACGGACUUGAAGGAAAUCCUUGGGUUGCAAAAACGUACGAGAACAGGUCACUAUGGGCAACUGCAUAUCUACGUGAGAAGUUUUUUGGACGUAUAAGAACUACGUCUCAAUGUGAAGCCGUCAAUGCAGUCAUCAAGAGUUAUGUCAGGAAGAAAGGCUGCAUUUUUGAAUUUAUGCACAAUUUUGAUCAGGCUAUGAGAUCUUAUAGAAACAAUGAAUUGAUUGCCGAUUAUAAAUCAAAGUUUUCAGAACCUGUGAUGACUACUCAACUGCGUGCCCUUGAGAGCCAUGCUGCGAAAGUUUAUACUAUGGAGAUUUUCAAGGAAGUCAAAGAUGAAAUAGUGAAGGCUGGAUCAUUGAUUGUUAAGGAAAAGUUAAUUCGCAACGGAUUUAAGACUUAUCGAUUUACAAAAUAUUGUUGUGAUAACUAUGACGUAGAGGUUGUGUAUGAUGGUGAAACACUUCAAUGUGAGUGUAGGUUAUGGGAUUCUCAUGGGAUUCCAUGUUCUCAUAUGUUUGGUGUCAUGAAGGAAGAACAUGUUAGUCUCAUUCCCACCGGUUUGAUUUUGUCGAGAUGGACGAAGGAUGCAAAAAUUCAAUACUUGAACAUGAAUUGUAAUGGUUCUGAUGAUUCUAAUAUGAUUGAGCUAGCUCGGUUUGGUGCAUAUUCUUCUGCAUUUACUGCCUUUUGCAAUGAAGCUUCAAAAAGGGAAGGUGUUUAUGGGGAAAUAAUGGGUGACAUUCUGAAGUUACACAAAAAGUAUUGCAGUACGGACGAUCCUAUUUUGGCAUCGAACUCAGCUGUAGGUGAUCCAAAUAUUGUGAAUAGCAAAGGUGCUCCAAAGAAAAAAAAGAAUGACAUAAAAGCUAUUAGGCGAUGUUCUAAAUGCAACAGUAGAACUCAUAAUGCAAGGAGUUUUUCGGUUGCGGAAAACGCGCCAUCUGAACAAAAUGUUGGUAUGACGUCGCGGCCAGUAACUGAUUCAUUCAGCCAAGUUGUGAAGAACAAGAAUGGAAAAAGAGGUCGCAUUGGUGGAAGUAGUGUGCAAAAUAAAUGUACAGAACCACCGAACUCUCGUGGCGCGAAUGUGACAGCGACUUCUCGCGCGGAAGUUGGAAGCACAAGCAUACCCAUGCCUGCAAUGUAUGGAUUGCAACCCGUGUUGCCAGCGGUACAACCGAUGUUGCAUCCAAUGCAUUUACAACCGUUAAUCCCACUAUAUCCAACGACAGUUGCGGAAAAUUCGGGUUCGUGUUUCGGUAGGCCACAACGACUGAUGAACAAUGGUGGUACUUGA